This is a messenger RNA of Sander lucioperca (pikeperch), 3624 nucleotides long. RefSeq names its product insulin-like growth factor binding protein 5a (gene igfbp5a). The transcript has 4 exons. Gene Ontology annotation, molecular function: insulin-like growth factor II binding; fibronectin binding; insulin-like growth factor I binding. Gene Ontology annotation, biological process: regulation of insulin-like growth factor receptor signaling pathway. The record is from RefSeq and is a predicted model, not a curated record. Gene Ontology annotation, cellular component: extracellular region. Lineage: Eukaryota; Metazoa; Chordata; Actinopteri; Perciformes; Percidae. Bases 493 to 1302 code for a protein of 269 amino acids.
CCUCCAAACGUUGUUUGACAUACCCAUCGUUGUAAGCUUCGCCUCUGGCAGUUUCUUUUUUAAAAGGCAAGCUCAAAGCCACAGAUUAUACAUUUUGCUCACAAACCGUGUUGGUAAAAUAACAUACAGAGAGAGCAACAGCGGGAAUCAGGCUUUUUAGCUCUCAUUUGGAGACGAACAGCUUGCGCGUAAACGGCACCGGGCAUCACUGAAGGGAGAGAUCAGAGGUGUCGAGAUAUUUUUGUUUCUUCUUUUGAUUUAUUUGUGACUGCGGGGUUGAAGAACAGCGCAAGGGGAGAAGAGUGACUGCCUUUGUGGAUUGCGAGCAUCGGUGACAUUUGGGACUUGAGCGCGCAAAAGGCACCUGUGGAUGCAACACCCCUCUGGUGCUUGGACUCAAAUCGUUUGCAAAGAAAGGAUUCACCACAAGAUAUAAUUGCUAAUCGUUGCGGUUUCGAUCAAACAGCCUGCAGUUUAGACAAGAAGCGCGCCAUGCUGUUGAGUGUUUCCUUCCUGAUGGUGCCCCUGCUGCUGAGCAUAACCGGCUGCGGCUCGUCGUACGUGCCGUGCCAGCCGUGCGAUGAGAAGGCCCUGUCCAUGUGUCCGCCGGUGCCGGUGGGUUGUCAGCUGGUGAAGGAGCCCGGCUGCGGCUGCUGCCUGACGUGCGCGCUCGAAGAGGGCCAGCCGUGCGGCGUGUACACCGGGCCGUGCACGCGCGGGCUUCGCUGCCUGCCCAAGAAUGGCGAGGAGAAGCCGCUGCACGCGCUUCUGCACGGCCGUGGGUUGUGCAGGAACGAGAAGUUGUACAAACUGCUGUAUUCGCCCAAAGACGGAGAAUCUCGCGAUGACGCCAUGUUACGCAUCCCAGACUCACUGCUGCCCCAAACCAAGGUGCCCAUAUACGUAGGUGAACACAUCAGCAGUCUCAAGGCCCAGGCCAUGAAGCAGGCCAAGGACCGCAAGAAGCAGUUGGCCAGGCCGGGACCCGCAAGCAAUCUGAACUUUCCCCCACUCAGCCUGGAUAAACUGGAGCCUGAGUUCGGCCCCUGCAGAAGGAAACUGGAUAAUCUCAUCCAAAGCAUGAAGGACACUUCUAGGGUCUUUGCUCUCUCUCUGUACAUCCCCAACUGUGACAAGAAGGGCUUCUUCAAACGCAAACAGUGUAAGCCAUCGCGUGGUCGGAGGAGGGGGAUCUGCUGGUGCGUCGACCGUUUUGGCGCGACAAUCCCCGGGAGCAACUACGCCGGAGGAGACCUGCAGUGCAAAGAUCUCGACGGCAGCAGCACCAACAGCAACAAAUGAGAGUGUACCGGUCGUUCUCGUUGAGCCCUGUUCCUCUUAAAAACCUGCCAAUCAAGCUAGCACACUUCACGACUGCCAAUCAGGAAAAUAUGGCACAAAUGCUUAUAUAUAUGGUCGAGUGUGAUGGACUGUUUUUUGUUUGUUUGUUUGUUUGUUUUUCUUUCAAAAGGGACCUGAACUGAAAAGCUUGCGUAAGUGAAAAUCUUCAAAUGUAACUGUGGCUCCCUGCUGACCGUGUACUAUGUUUGAGGUUAGCUAACACCUUACCUCUUUAUACUCAUAUAUAAUAGAGGAUUAUAUAUAUAGAUAUAUAUAUGUAUGAUAUUGAUAAUAUGUUGUGUAAGUGUAUUGCGGAAACAAAAUUGCGAAAUUCUGAGACAAGACAUAUUUUCAAUGUGGCUAAAAAACAUCAACAUUUGUUUUUAUUUUUGUCAUAGUGGUGAUCAAGGAGACACCAUUGAAGAGUGAGUUAGUUCUCGUCUAAAGUAGCAAUGUUUUACUAAUUGUUAAUCAUAGGAAUGACAUCCUGAUGUAAGAGGCAUUUUUUUUUUAUAUAUCAAAUAAUGGCCAUUUAAUCCAGCCCCCGACCUACUGUCACUGAACACUUUCCCAAAUUUAGGCUACUUUGCCAAGCAGGAAAAGGGGGGAAGGUUCUGCAGGAUUCCUGUAGGAGGCUGGGUAUAUCAUUUUGUCAUCAGAUUGGAGAAUAGACAGAAUCAACUGGCAGCCGUUUCAUGUGCCAUAGCCAUGUCAGCAUGAUAGCUAUCAUUGUUUGUUCAGCAUAGAUUCAGAAACUCAUUGGCCUGUUUUCACUAAUUGGAGCCAAAUCUAUAGACCUAGAGUUAAAAGAAGCCUACACACUUAAAGGAAUAGUUUGGCAUUUUAGGAGUGCAGGAAUGUACAAAAUCCACCUACCAGCCCCUUUAAAGCUCCCUAAUUAACACGUUAUAUGUUGUUAGUUUAUUCGGUCGAAAAAGCUUAAAAACAUCAGUUUGCCUUUUUAUGUGGGUUUUGUGUGCUGGACUAUUUCUUGGCUCUGACCUUUUUUUAACUUAAUUAACUUUUUUGAGUCUUGGCUGGUUGCCUGGCAAACGCUGAGAGCCAAGAAAUGAAAACCUAUGCUCAAAAUUCAAGGAAAUUCAUUCAAAUUUCAACUUUAAAUUUUUAGCAACAGUAUGCUAUGUUUUUGCCAGUUAGAAAUGAUUAUUUUCUACAUCACAAUGGGACGACAUUCGAUCACCCAGCAGCACUCAUAAACAAACUUUGUACUGUAAAAAGUUAGAUAUUUGACACUCGGUCUCCUUUUUAAAGGCCUUUUUUCAAGUCUAGACAACUGCGUCCACUGUUUGUAAAUGUAUGUAUGUGUGUGUGUGUGUGUGUGUGUGUGUGUGUGUGUGUGUGUGUAUGUGCGUGUGCAUGCUCCUGAGUGUGUUUGUAUGUGUGUGUACUGUACUGUACUGUACUGUUUGUGCCAUGCCCUUAUACGUAGUUCUCGACUACAAGAAGCUCUGGUUUAAAUUCUCACAAGCCCCGAGCUACUGUCCAACAAAUGUGGUGAUGUGCAUUUCCCUUCGCAGACAAAUUGUAUGCAAAGGCCCCGCAGUGUUUAUGUUUCCAUGUGUAGGGUCUUUACUGCCACCAAACAGGCAAAUCUGUCCAUGACUUGCUCUCAGGGUUUAUCGGGUCCUUUAUCCCGCAAAGAGCAAGGUCGCUGAGUUUCUAUGUAAAUUCAAGUGCCUUCUGCCCCACACCACUUUGAAUUUUCAUUUGCAUGUGGACCCAUUGUGUGGUUGCAUGAGAGACACUCGAGCACAAAGGAGGAAAACAAUUUUGGUUGUGGAUGUAGUCGGAUCGUUUUGUUCGAUUUAUUUUUUCCGUUGGUUGCUGACAAAGAUUAUCAUGAUCUCCCAGUCAAGCGCUGCUGAACGUACAAUGACAGGGAACUUUUGUUCUAUAGUUCAAAAUUUGCUUAAGAUCCUUUUUUUGGUUUUUUUUGUUUGUUAUAAUCUUAUAGUUCAUUUAAUGACUUUGUAAUGUCAGACAUUUUUAAUUAGAGCAUUGACAGAGGCUCAUCAGCCAAUUCUUCCCGGUGAAACACCUCUCUUAUGUUGAUUCUAGCACACAUGUAAACACGACAACACGGUGACACUUUAAAACAUUUCAGAAUCUCAGUUAAAAAAAAGAUUAAUGUGAACAUUAUGGUGAAAUAUUUAUCAGGCGUGUAAUUGAUGUAAUCGAUUUAUUUUGUAAUGGCAAAUCACUAUUUAAAUAAAGUGCAUGUACUCACAAAAAAGCCAUAUAUGCACAUUUGUCUUCAAUGUG